Messenger RNA from Sabethes cyaneus, 465 nucleotides. RefSeq names its product NPC intracellular cholesterol transporter 2-like. The coding region runs from base 1 to 465 and encodes 154 amino acids. The transcript is spliced from 2 exons. The record is from RefSeq and is a predicted model, not a curated record. Lineage: Eukaryota; Metazoa; Arthropoda; Insecta; Diptera; Culicidae.
AUGUUCAAAUAUUUACUAGUAGCAGCUCUAGUGCCAGCCCUUAGCUUGGCCCAAAGUCUUUUCCCUCGGCAAUGUCCCAACGGAGCAUCAAUGCCGGCUUACAUGGAAAUAAACGGAUGUACCACAUCGCCCUGUACGAUUCCGAUCGGGGAUCCGAUUGCCGCCUAUGCCAAAGGUAUCGUCAGUCCGAUCGAUACGCAAACCCUGACGCCCUCCUUGGCAAUUAGGCUGCUCGGACUGGAAAUACCUUUCCCGAUUCCGGAAUCUCUUCAAGAUGCUUGCACGGCCGGUACGGAUCCCGGAACCUGCCCGGUGUCGGCUGGUCAAGUGUUCGAUUACAUCCUGUACUACGAAGAUGAACCGUUCCCGAUUUCCGGUGUUACGGUUGAGGUCGAAGUAGGACUGAAGGGCGAUGACGGUAGCUACAUCACCUGCGUCGCAUUCGAUGUGUACAUUCAAUCGUAA